AUGUGCAACGAUCAAUCCGCACCAUCGGUUAACCACGGACCGGUCAUCGUGGUUGAUGAAUUCAGCGAUGAUGCUUCAUCUGAUAGGGCAACUAGCAUUGCGUCUUCCAGUACAAGUCUGUCCAGCUCAAUCCUCCAGCAUCGUAUCGAGAACGGGAGGACGUAUCACAAGUACAAGGAAGGCAAAUACAACUAUCCGAAUGAUGAGAAGGAGAGCGACAGGCUUGAUCUUCAGCACAACCUGUAUCUACUCACGCUCGACUACAAGUUGGGUCUUGCUCCCCCGAAUGAGAACAACAAAGCCCAGCGUGUGCUUGACAUCGGAACUGGAACCGGGUUGUGGGCCAUUGACUUUGGAGAUGAACACCCCGAGGCCGAGGUGCUCGGGAUAGAUCUCACACCAGUCCCCACGGCAUUUGUCCCUCCCAAUGUCAAGUUCGAGGUCGAUGAUGCUGAAGAGCCUUGGACCUUCAGUCAGCCAUUUGAUUACAUCCACAUUCGUGGUAUGACCUCAAGCAUCGGUGAUUGGAAAAAGUUUUUCCAAAAGACAUUCAACAACCUUAAGCCAGGUGGCUACGUCGAGCUGUUUGAAGGUCACAUGCGGCCAGACUGUGACGAUGGGACGUUGACGUCUGACCACGCUUUCAUCAAGUGGGACCCCCACUACAAGGAGCUUGGCGAGUGGAAUCUCGAGAAUUUCCUCGAGGGCAUCGAGGGAUGGAGUAUGGCUCCUUUGACCAGGGCCCUCCAAUGGACGAAGGAGGAAGUCAACGUUUUCCUCAUUCAAGUGAGGAAUGACUUGAAGGAUAGAAGAAUUCACGCCUACACACCCCUCUACUUGAUCCACGCGAGAAGACCUCCUGCGACCGAGGCUUGA
Molecule: messenger RNA, 876 nt
Organism: Colletotrichum scovillei
Lineage: Eukaryota; Fungi; Ascomycota; Sordariomycetes; Glomerellales; Glomerellaceae
Exons: 10
Coding region: 1-876 (291 amino acids)
Molecular function (GO): methyltransferase activity
Source: RefSeq, a predicted model, not a curated record